Cuscuta europaea is the source of this 975-nucleotide messenger RNA. NCBI's taxonomy places the organism in Eukaryota, Viridiplantae, Streptophyta, Magnoliopsida, Solanales, Convolvulaceae. The record is from the annotation of a GenBank genome assembly.
AAAAAUGAAAGUCUCCAUUGUUAUGGUGGGAGGAUAUGAGCUUGGCAUGGAAGUAGGGUCUCAAGAACCCAUCCUCCAAAUGAAAGAAAGAAUCCAAAACCAUCUUGGAGUUCCCAUGGCUUCCCAAACCCUCUCAGUUUUUGGGUGGGAACUAAUGGAUGGACUCGACAUUGAAGAUUACCCCUUCAUUUCCCAUGGCACAAAGAUUGAUCUGACCAUCAGUCAAACACCUGAAAGUCAACCAGCCCCUGACCCUGACCCUCAUCAGCUCCACAGUACUAAGAUCAACAUAACCCUCAAAUUCGCUGCCCGAAAGCUACACAUAGAAGCCGACACGGUCAACGACACGGUCAGAACCCUAAAGGAGAAAAUCCACAUAAUAGACGGCACUCCAAUAAAGAGAAUGGCUUUGUUCUUCUCCGGGAAAGAGCUCGAAGAUGAGGACCAAAGCUUGGGGGAAUGCGGUGUCGUUCGCCCCUUUUCGGAGGUCGUCGUGGGCGUAAAGGCCGUGUCGUUACGGUCCGUGUCGACCGGCCCGCCCCCGUCGAGAAAGAUUAGCUUUGCGGUGAAGACUUCCUCGACGUUGCUUAACGGGGCAACUAUUCCGGUGGAGAUGAGCGAUUUAAGCACGAUUAAGGAGUUAACGCGCACGCUAAUCACGGGCGAAACGCUGCCCGAGGAUGAGUACAUCUUCAUUCAUAAGCAGAGGAUUAUGAGGGAGCAUUGCAGCCUGCGUUGGCAUGGUGUUGAGAAUGGGGAGUGCCUCUAUGUUUUCAAGGGAACCGUCAGCAGAGGAGAAGGCUAGCUCAUGCAAUUAAUUAUGUUCCACACUUCCCCUACUAUCUAUAUAACCUAAUUAAAAUAGUGUUUAGUUAUUCAUAUUCAUAAUGUCACUGAUGAGGCCGAUCUGUGGCUAAUGCAUGCAUUUGGCACUUUAGUUUAGAUCAUUGAUAUGUAUCCACCAUUCCAACCCAG